Gamsiella multidivaricata is the source of this 1484-nucleotide messenger RNA. RefSeq lists its product as uncharacterized. The coding region runs from base 465 to 1484 and encodes 339 amino acids. The record is from RefSeq and is a predicted model, not a curated record. The transcript is spliced from 3 exons. Lineage: Eukaryota; Fungi; Mortierellomycota; Mortierellomycetes; Mortierellales; Mortierellaceae.
GCUUAGGCGACCUGGCACCAAUGGCCGCGGAAGAGUAGCACAGUAUGCAUAUUCUUGGCUUCAGACAGCCAUAUGGGACGGACGCUCCAACGUGGCCACAACUUAAAAAGGAGGUGGGAGGAGGGGGGAGCGGCCAUAUGGGGUCCGCGUAGUGAUUUGGUUGGAACGCGAGAACUUCAGGAGCACAGACGGUAAUUGGUCCACCACAGGAUACUUUCCCAGAGGUGCUGUGGUUACAUACAGACGCUCCCCUACCUGGCCAAUACAGCCUGACUAUUCUGUGUGAGCAUAUCGCUCAAUCCAACAAGCCUGAUGCAAUGUGCAUCGGUCAAAGCUACUAUAGUGAUUGCCCAUGGACUUGUGCCAUGUAGAGGAACAGUAGUGUUGAGGAAGGGAACAGGGACAAGGAAAAGAUUGCCUCAGACUAUCGUGGACACUGAUACAGCGCAAAUGGUUAAGUGUGAAUGUGGAACCUUUAUGUGUUUCCCUUCAUGCCUUGCAUGCUCACUCUACGUAGACGCCACAUCACAUCCUCGGGUGACACUUCGCUGGUGCUCUUGCUUCACAGCCGCGAACCCAGCCCUCCCUCCAGCCGCUCCUCUAUCCUCAACACACCCCUCAACAGCCGUGCCGUCCCCGCACCCUCAAGCUAUCCGCCGUCGAAUGCCUCCAACAAUACAAUCGUCACCACGACCACGGCCACGAAAAUCACCAGCCACUCGCACAUCAACAGCAACAGCAGUUUGCUGCCUGAACAUGAAGUCUGUAGCUUCAUGGAGCAAAUGGAGGAUGAACUUCAUAACAUCUCAGAUCUGGCCAAGGAACUCGAACGUACUUUGCAGGCCCGAGAUCCUUUGAGCACAAGGAGCGAACAUUCGUCAAAGUCAUCGAUAGAGUCACCGGGAAUGUUGGCUGGAGGAGCAGACCCUCGUCAUCAUUAUCUUAGCAACGGCAGCAGAAAUAGAAAGGGUGCUCAAGAGACCGACUCAAAGCAAAAAGAUGAACCGGAUCAUGUGCAAAAUAAGCACGGCAGUAUGCAUCGAUGGUACCGCCACAAGCACAGCAUCGGCACCAUUAUCAUUUGGCCCGACUUUCUCGCGCCCUUCUUCUCCUAUUACACCACAUUCUUCCUCCUGCCCACCAUGCUGAGUCAUCUCAUCCAUGUCGGCAUACUCACCAGCCGCCGCCAUAUACGUCUUCCUGGAGGUACCACAUCAGCACUGUCAUUCUUUGCGUUUAAGUUUGCUGUGACCUGGUUCCUGGGCCAAUCCGCCGGAUUCAGGCAUCUGCUAGGCACAAGUUAUGUAGAGACGGGUGCGCUCUGGACUGGCUGUGAGUACAUCGCCGACAUUUUUCGAUAUGUUCCCCAGAGUCUUGGAUUGGCCACAGCCGGUGUGGGAACUAUCCUGGCCCUAGCAGAAAGCAUUAUCAGCUCGCGUCGUGUAAUAGUAACAAAGACUUUUUACUUCAUCUUUGAAUGUUAA